This is a messenger RNA of Parnassius apollo (apollo), 525 nucleotides long. The record is from the annotation of a GenBank genome assembly. Lineage: Eukaryota; Metazoa; Arthropoda; Insecta; Lepidoptera; Papilionidae.
AUGUUGCAGACUGGUAACAUUCAUUGCUAUGCGGACGACAGCACUGGUAAUGCCUUAUACACCGACCGUGCCGGUAUUUCUCGGGAAAUCGUCGCCGAGUACCGGGACAAACUUGCGUUUGAAGUAGAGUCUUCAUUGCUUAACAAAGUCUCAGAUUGGGGGCGACUGAAUAUAGUUCAAUUCAAUCCCCAGAAGACACAAGUUUACGUGUUAACCGCUAAAAAGAACCCCUUUGUCGUAUCUCCUCAGUUUGAAGCCACUCCCUUGCUACCUCAGCUAGCAUCAGAAUCCUCGGCGUCGACAUAUCAAAUAGUGUGCAGUUUCGUGGUCACUUGGAGGGGAGGGCCAAAUUGGCCUCUGAAAAGCUUGGCGUGCUCAAAAGAGCGAGAUAGUAUUCCAUUCCGGCACAUCGCUUGCAACUUUACAAAGCACAAGUUCGGCCUUACAUGGAAUACUGUUUUCAUCUCUGGGCCGGGGCACCCCAGUGUCAGCUUCUUCUACUCGACCGCAUCCAGCGCAGAGUGA